AUGGUGCUCGCCGCGCUCGCCGAGGCGCUGGCGUACGUGUGCGCCGGCCUCGCCGGCGAUGCGCAGUGGCGCCGUCUGCGCACCUGCUGCACGCCGCUGUGUGCCUGCUGCCCGCGCAGCUUCUGCGCCUCGCUCGAGCGCCCCAACGACGACGAGGAGCGGGCGGCACUGGCACAGCCGGAGCAGGGCACCAGCUACGGCGCCGUGCGCGAGCAGCCGCGCGCAUGGAGCUCCGUCGCGGCGCUGCGCUCGCUCUGA
Messenger RNA from Tilletiopsis washingtonensis, 258 nucleotides. RefSeq lists its product as hypothetical. The record is from RefSeq and is a predicted model, not a curated record. The coding region runs from base 1 to 258 and encodes 85 amino acids. NCBI's taxonomy places the organism in Eukaryota, Fungi, Basidiomycota, Exobasidiomycetes, Entylomatales. The transcript has 2 exons.